UAUUUAUUAAAAAUCCAUGCUCUUAUUUAUUAAAAAUCUAUAUUUUCCUUUGUAGAAAGGUUACAUAACACAAAGUCACAAAUAAAUUGAAGACUUUAACUUCAACAUUUUUCUUUCUUAGUAUCCAAGUCUUAAGUGACAUUUGUGAUGACGUUUACAUGCACGUAUCCCGAAACACAAGGAGGCACACCAAUACUAGUUCAAUACAAAUUCCAAAACCUCUCUUAAACCCUUCAGAAAAAUACAAACUCCAAAACUAUACACAAAAACAACACAAGAAGAAGAAAUCAAAUUGUAUGCUCCUUGAGUAGCAAAAAGCGCAUGAAGAUUGAUACCGUUUCUGGAGAAAGGAAAUCACGCAAGAGACGCAGUGGUGGAAGAACUGAUUCAGUAGAAGACACUCUUGAGAAGUGGAAGAAGUACAACAGACAGCAACAACAAAAGCUUGGUUUUGGAGAUAAUGGGGUGGAAUUGGUUCACAAAGUUCCUGCAAAAGGUUCAAGAAAAGGGUGCAUGAGAGGUAAAGGUGGUCCUCAGAAUUCUGACUGCAACUUCAGAGGAGUUAGACAGAGGAUUUGGGGUAAAUGGGUUGCGGAGAUUCGCGAACCUAUCAACGGUAAACAUGUUGGUGAGAAAGCAAAUAGGCUUUGGCUUGGUACUUUCACUACUGCACAUGAUGCUGCUCUUGCUUAUGAUAAAGCAGCUAAGGCCAUGUAUGGACCUAGUGCUCGUUUGAACUUUCCUAAUGGAUCACCACCAUCAUCUACUGCUGGUUCUGCAGAGUCUCUGAAUGGUGAGGAUCUUGCAAAGGCUGAAGAGCUGGAGAGUAAUCUUCGUCAGUCUCAUGAAGAGAAUAAGAUUUUUUCUAAUGAUUUUGCUGUCGAUGACUCAGAGGAAGCCAAGGAAGUGAUCAGAAAUAAGAAAAGUAAGAAAAUGGUUCAUCAAGGGUCUUACAAGAAUGUUAAGUUUGAAACACCUAGAGAAAACGAACGACUAGAGAGUGAAUUGGAGAAAGUUUUGGAGAAUUCUGGCAUAGGUGGAGAGUGUUUUCAUGUGCAGAAGGAGGCUAUAAAUACAGAUAUGAAUUUAGGAGCUGAUUGUAGCUCUUCUGAUGGAGUAGAAAAUGGGACUCUGGUGAAAAGUGAAGAAACAGCAGGAGGAUUGGUGGAGGAUUUGAAAUUCUUUGAGUUGAGCUGCAGCAACCAUUUCCUUGGGAACCUACAGAAUAUGCUUCCAGAUAGCAAUACAAGACCAAAUUCUGAGCAUUAUGACAUCAAAACCAAAGAUUCAUUUGAGAAGAAACAUAAGAAUGAAGUAACUUCUGCAGAAAUCAAGGAAUUUUGUCGUGGCACUGGCAAGUCCUCCAGGAUAAGCCAUGGUCAGUCACAAAAUGAGCAAAAUAAAAAUGGACAUUUUGAUGGGAUGAAAAGUGAGCUCAAGGGAUUGGAAUGCAAGCUGAGAGGCCAAUCUAAUGAUGAGGCACAAAUAGUAGUACCUUACAUGCCGGGAAUUCAUCUGUUUGGUGGUGACAGUGUGGGACCAAUUGAAAGAAUGUCCCAAGUAGAGGAUUUGAACUACAAUACUAAUAAAAACACUAAAUUGAAAGAGAAAGGAAAUAAUGGAAGUACACUGCAUGGAUUUAGUUCCGGGAAAAGUAGGAAGCUGAGUGAUCUUUCUCAACAGCUGCAGAAAUUGGGUAGUUACCUGCCUGAAAAUUGGAAUAAUAGACAGUUUGCAGAUCUUGAAGUAGGUUAUGAUUAUAGUUUCUUAAGUCCUGAUUAUGAUUUUGGCUUAUUGGAAGAGAAGAAGUUACUAGACGUAUGUUUUUCACAUAUAGGAUCUUAAAGUUGCCUGGUCCUUAUAAGGUUUUUUGUUUUUCACUUUGGUGGGGUUAUUUAUAACAGGGUCUUUUUUUCCCUACCUCAGUGAUUCAAUAACGCAUGUUUCUGCUAUCUAUUCAGUAUCUCAAUCACUAUAAAGAUGCUCUGUACUAAGAAUGAAUUUUGCAUUGUGUUAUAAUUAUAGUUCAUAUAAGAAUUUUGCACUAUGAAUAAGAUGCCCUUUGGUACUAUUUGGAAGA
Molecule: messenger RNA, 2080 nt
Organism: Cicer arietinum (chickpea)
Lineage: Eukaryota; Viridiplantae; Streptophyta; Magnoliopsida; Fabales; Fabaceae
Biological process (GO): response to stress; positive regulation of DNA-templated transcription
Cellular component (GO): nucleus
Molecular function (GO): DNA-binding transcription factor activity; transcription cis-regulatory region binding
Source: RefSeq, a predicted model, not a curated record